This is a messenger RNA of Penicillium angulare, 1005 nucleotides long. It is a transcript of the gene akr1, whose product is annotated as putative aldehyde reductase (AKR1). Bases 1 to 1005 code for a protein of 334 amino acids. Lineage: Eukaryota; Fungi; Ascomycota; Eurotiomycetes; Eurotiales; Aspergillaceae. The transcript is spliced from 9 exons. Gene Ontology annotation, cellular component: cytosol. The record is from RefSeq and is a predicted model, not a curated record. Gene Ontology annotation, molecular function: aldose reductase (NADPH) activity.
AUGUCUCUCGGCAAGACCUUCACUCUCAACACCGGUGCUAAGAUCCCCACUCUGGGUUUCGGCACUUGGCAGUCCGCCCCUGGUCAGGUCGGCGAAGCUGUCUACCAGGCCCUUUUGGCUGGUUACCGUCAUCUGGAUUUCGCUACCAUCUACGAGAACCAGCGCGAAUGUGCUGAGGGUAUCAAGCGCGCAUACAAGGAUGUCCCCGGUCUGAAGCGCGAGGACCUUUUCAUUACCUCCAAGCUGUGGAACAGCCAGCACAACCCCGAGGUCGUCGAGGCUUCUCUGGAUGCUUGUCUCGCUGAGCUGGAGCUGGAGUACCUUGACCUUUACCUUGUCCACUGGCCCGUUGCCUUCAAGAAGGGUGACUCCUACUUCCCCCUGGUUGCUGGCAGCAAUGUCGAGGGCGGUGAUGUGGAGAUUGAAGACAAGGUCUCCAUCGUCGACACCUGGAAGGCUAUGACCAAGCUCCCCAAGAGCAAGACCCGCGCCGUCGGUGUCUCCAACCACAGCAUUCCUCACAUUGAGGCCCUCAUCAAGGCCACCGGUGUUACCCCCGCUGCUAACCAGAUUGAGCGCCACCCCGUCUUGCAGAGCAACGACCUUGUCAAGUACUGCCAGGAGAAGGGCAUCCACAUCACUGCCUACUCUGCUUUCGGUAACAACGGAUUCAACGUUCCCCUUCUGAUCACUCGCCCCGAGGUCCUGGAGGUCGCCGAGUCUGUUUCCAAGCGCACUGGCGAGAAGGUCACUGGUGCCCACGUUAUUCUUGCCUGGUCCCAAAUCGGCGGCAACAGUGUCAUCCCCAAGUCCGUUACCCCCUCUCGUAUCCAGGACAACUUCCGCGAGAUCGAGCUCACUGCCGAGGAGGCCGAGAAGGUCAGCGCUCUGGGCAAGGACCGCAGACGCUACAACACCCCUUACACUGCCAACGUGCCUCGCUGGAACAUCGACAUCUUCGGCGAGCCCGAGGAGGCCGCUGCUGGCCACAAGGUCAUCGUUUAA